Hydractinia symbiolongicarpus is the source of this 975-nucleotide messenger RNA. RefSeq lists its product as uncharacterized. The record is from RefSeq and is a predicted model, not a curated record. Lineage: Eukaryota; Metazoa; Cnidaria; Hydrozoa; Anthoathecata; Hydractiniidae. Gene Ontology annotation, biological process: protein N-linked glycosylation. The coding region runs from base 1 to 975 and encodes 324 amino acids. Gene Ontology annotation, molecular function: alpha-(1->6)-fucosyltransferase activity. The transcript is spliced from 3 exons.
AUGGCUUUAAAAACUCUUAUAUCUAAUAAGGUGAUACCGAAAAACAUUAUCUCUCCAAAAGAGUCUUGGUGGAACAAACAACAAGCCGACAAUGUCAUGAAAAUAGCGACAUCAUUAUUUGCAGAUUCAUUUGCAUCAAUUUCACUUUUGUGCCAAAAUUUUACAUACGGAAAUAUGACUCAGCCAAUUUUUUAUACAUCGUAUGAACACUUUACUUCGGAGAUACGAGAAGAGCUGUUACGAUUAGAAAAUCGUUCUAAGUAUCUUCAAAGUGAUUACAAUAUCGGAAAAGUGAAGGUAGAGGAAGAUAAAGACGCGCUGACAGAGUUGUUAUCUGUUCCGUUUAUCUUGGAUCCAAAAUUGAGAACAAUUCAAAAUGUUCAUAAUUUGGUUUAUCAAACGUUAGAUCAGCUUCAAAAUAAAGAAAACUGUGAAGAUAAGAAAAUAAUUCGGUGCACAUACUCUGGUGAUGGUGAUUUUGCAUCCAUAAUGGCAAAAUAUGCAAUAUGUUUACAGAUUGCAUUUGCGACAAAACGUAUGUAUUUCAUUGAUUAUGAACUUCACUACAAAAAUUUAGGCUGGUUUACUGAACUUGAAUCAACGAAAUGCAGGUUUUUGAAACACAAGCUUUCAUCUAUUGAAAAUAAAUGCAAUUUCAACGACGCCAGAUGCAAAGAGAUCGCUUUACAAGUAAACAGUCCAUAUAAACUAUUGAAACUAACUGAUUUUAAAAAUUUAUCCAGUUUAAGACACAUCCAUGGUAUGAUGUCGAAGAUAAUGGAAGAGGAUUUGAGAGAGUCAGGUGUUAAAAAUCCAACUCUUUGGUUCACAUCACAGUUCUACGGUUAUAUGUUAAGACCAAGCAAAGUUUUUAAAAAAAGAUUUAAUUAUCUAAUGAGAUUCGUUAACCUUCAAAAGCCAGCUGUUGGGUUUGCAGUGCAAGGUGAUAACAACACUUUUUUUAAUUUCUCAUAA